Pyrgilauda ruficollis (rufous-necked snowfinch) is the source of this 4227-nucleotide messenger RNA. RefSeq names its product phospholipid-transporting ATPase ID-like. Bases 250 to 3783 code for a protein of 1177 amino acids. The record is from RefSeq and is a predicted model, not a curated record. Lineage: Eukaryota; Metazoa; Chordata; Aves; Passeriformes; Passeridae. Gene Ontology annotation, biological process: Golgi organization; phospholipid translocation. Gene Ontology annotation, cellular component: plasma membrane. Gene Ontology annotation, molecular function: ATPase-coupled intramembrane lipid carrier activity; ATP binding; magnesium ion binding. The transcript has 28 exons.
GGAUUUUGAGGGUGUCGGAGAGGACACGCGAUGCCCAUCUCACAGCGCAGAUAAGGUUUGCGUCCUUAGGUGAAUGUCCUGGCGCUGCGACGGCGAGCCAAGCCGUCGGUCUUGGGAGGGGAUAAAGCUGCGUGUAAAUGAGAAGACAGGAGUGUACCGGAGUGCUAUGGAGGGCAGCAACUUUGUUGCUGUGACUUUUAUAAGCCUUCAAGGAAGUUUCAUGGAGUUGGACUAAAAUAAAGUUUUGGGAUGUCUCUGUUUGGAUUAAAAUUUGGAAAGAAGAAAUUCAAAGAGGAAGAGAGACAACUUCAAGCAAACAACCGGGAUUUUAAUCUGCAGUUUGAAUAUGCUAACAAUUCAAUUAAAACAUCGAAAUACAAUUUCUUCACUUUCCUGCCUCUCAACCUGUUUGAGCAGUUUCAGCGAAUAGCCAAUGCUUACUUCCUUUUCUUGCUGAUCUUACAGUUGAUUCCUCAGAUUUCCUCAUUGGCCUGGUUUACAACAGUGGUGCCCCUGGUGCUGGUGCUGGCUGUAUCAGGAGUCAAGGAUGCCAUUGAUGAUUUUAAUCGACACAAAAGCGACAAACACGUCAACAACCGCCCAGUCCAGGUCCUGAUCAAUGGCAUGUUAAAGGAGCAAAAAUGGAUGAAUGUCCAAGUGGGGGAUAUAAUAAAACUAGAAAACAACAACUUUGUGACAGCUGAUCUCCUGUUGCUGUCGAGCAGUGAGCCACACAGCCUGACGUACAUCGAGACAGCUGAGCUGGACGGUGAAACAAACCUAAAGGUGAAGCAGGCACUGACAGUCACUGCAGAGCUUGGAGAAGAUCUUCAGAAGCUGACGGAGUUCAAUGGAGAAGUCAGAUGUGAGGCACCAAACAACAAACUGGAUAAAUUCACAGGAACUCUUACUCUUCGAGGAGGGAAAUAUGCCCUGGACAAUGAGAAGAUGUUGCUGAGGGGCUGUACUAUCCGGAACACAGAGUGGUGCUUUGGGCUCGUUAUUUAUGCUGGGCCAGACACAAAACUCAUGCAGAACAGUGGAAAAACAACUUUUAAGCGAACAAGCAUCGAUCGGCUCAUGAAUGUCCUUGUGCUGGUGAUCUUUGCAUUUUUAGCACUGAUGUGUCUCAUCCUAGCCAUUGGCAAUGGUAUCUGGGAGCAUGAUAAGGGCUACUACUUCCAGGUUUAUCUGCCCUGGGCAGAGGGUGUCAACUCUGCCUCCUACUCUGGUUUCCUCAUGUUCUGGUCAUACGUGAUCAUUCUAAACACAGUGGUACCUAUUUCACUCUACGUCAGUGUGGAGAUUAUACGCUUGGGUAAUAGUUUCUACAUCGACUGGGACCGCAAAAUGUAUUACCCACUGAAUGACACACCAGCUCAGGCUCGAACCACUACACUCAACGAAGAGCUGGGGCAGAUCAAGUACAUCUUCUCAGACAAAACAGGAACUCUCACCCAGAACAUCAUGUGUUUCAACAAGUGCUCCAUCAAUGGCAAAUCCUAUGGUGAUGUGUAUGAUAUGUCUGGGCAAAGAAUAGAAAUAAAUGAGAACACAGAGAAGGUUGAUUUCUCAUACAACCCAUUAGCCGACCCAAAGUUUGCCUUCUAUGACCACAGCCUGGUUGAAGCCGUGAAGCUGAAUGAUGUCCCGACGCACAGGUUCUUCCGGCUGCUCUCCCUUUGCCACACGGUGAUGCCGGAGGAGAAGAAGGAAGGUAACUUGGUGUAUCAAGCACAGUCUCCUGAUGAGGGAGCCCUAGUCACUGCUGCCAGAAACUUUGGAUUUGUGUUCCGAGCUCGCACGCCAGAGACCAUCACUGUUGUGGAAAUGGGAGAAACAAAAGUCUACAAACUUCUGGCUAUUCUUGAUUUCAACAACGUUCGCAAGCGAAUGUCUGUGAUUGUGCAGAGUCCAGAAGGUGACUUGACUUUGUACUGCAAGGGGGCUGACACCAUUCUUUAUGAACUGCUUCAUCCAUCCUGCAACUCUCUCAAAGAGGAGACCACAGAACACCUGAAUGAGUUUGCUGGGGAAGGCCUGAGGACACUCGUGGUGGCCUAUAAGAGCUUGGAGGAAGACUACUUUCAGGACUGGAUCAGGCGUCACCAUGAAGCAAGCACUGCCUUGGAAGGACGGGAAGACAAACUGUCAGAGUUGUAUGAGGAGAUUGAAAAAGACCUAAUGCUGCUAGGUGCCACAGCUAUAGAGGACAAGCUACAAGAUGGGGUCCCACAGACAAUUGAGACUCUUGCCAAAGCCAACAUCAAGAUAUGGGUUCUCACUGGAGAUAAGCAAGAGACAGCAAUGAAUAUUGGUUACUCCUGCAACUUGCUGAAUGAUGACAUGGAAGAAGUUUUCAUUAUUGAAGGCAGCACAUCUGAUGACGUACUGAAUGAGCUGAGGAAUGCAAGAAAAAAGAUGAAGCCAGAUUCUUUUCUGGACAGUGAUGAAAUCAACAUUCAGUUUGAAAAGUCUUCGAAAAAACAAAUAAUUAUACCUGAUGAGCAGGCAAAUGGGGUGUAUGGUCUGGUUAUCACUGGCCACAGCCUGGCUUACGCGCUGGAAGGGAACCUGGAGCUGGAGCUGGUGAGAACUGCCUGCAUGUGCAAAGUGGUGAUCUGCUGCCGGGUGACUCCGCUGCAGAAGGCCCAGGUGGUGGAGCUGGUGAAGAAGUACAAGAAGGCCGUGACCCUGGCGAUCGGAGAUGGUGCCAAUGAUGUCAGCAUGAUCAAAACUGCCCACAUCGGGGUUGGUAUCAGCGGCCAGGAGGGGAUGCAGGCGGUCCUGUCCAGCGACUUCUCCUUCGCACAGUUCCGCUACCUGCAGCGCCUGCUCCUGGUGCACGGGCGCUGGUCCUACAUCCGCAUGUGCAAGUUCCUCAAGUACUUCUUCUAUAAGAAUUUUGCCUUCACCUUGGUACAUUUCUGGUAUGGCUUCUUCUCCGGCUUCUCAGCACAGACUGUCUAUGAUGAGUGGUUCAUUACACUUUACAAUUUGGUAUACACCUCUCUCCCAGUGCUAGGAAUGAGUCUCUUUGAUCAGGAUGUGGAUGAUCGCUGGAGCAUGCUGUUCCCUCAGCUAUAUGUGCCUGGCCAGCAAAACCUCUACUUUAACAAGGUGGUGUUUGUCAAGUGCAUGUUGCAAGGGAUCUACAGUUCCCUCAUCCUCUUCUUCAUCCCCUAUGGGGCCAUGUACAAUACAAUGAGGAGUGAUGGGAAGGCCAUUGCUGACUACCAGUCCUUUGCUCUGAUGGCCCAGACCUGCUUACUGAUUGUGGUGUCUGUGCAGAUUGGCUUGGACACCUCUUACUGGACAGUUGUCAACCAGUUCUUCAUCUGGGGCAGCCUGUCUGUUUAUUUUGCUAUCACCUUCACCAUGUACAGUGAUGGCAUGUACCUGAUCUUCACAGCCUCCUUUCCCUUCAUUGGUACGGCUCGUAACACCCUCAGCCAACCAAAUGUGUGGCUGGCCAUCUUCCUCAGCAUCACCCUCUGCGUGCUGCCAGUGGUUGGAUUUCGAUUCCUCAAGGCCCAGUUAAAGCCAACUCCCAGUGACAAAGUCCUGCUGAAGAUCAAAGAAGCCAAAAAGCGGCCCCCUCCACCCUCUCCCAAGCGACGCCUGCGCCGGACCAGCACCCGCCGCUCUGGCUACGCCUUCUCUCACCAGCACGGCUUCGGAGCACUCAUCAUGUCUGGGAGGAACAUGCGGCCAAAAUCACCUUUUGCCACAACGGGAACAUUUUCACCCAACAGUGACAAAUAUAAACACAAAGGAUUGUAACAAAGAUAAAAAAAAAAAAGGAGAGAAGAAAAAAGACACACACACCCCUUCCCCCCCUGUCCCCCUGAAAAAUUAACAAAGCAAACCAAAGUAAAGGGCUGUCAGGAGAGGAGGCUGUGCUGCCUGCAGGGCACCGAGCCAGUGGCUGCCCAGAGCUCUUCCCUCUGAGCUGCCAAAUCAAGGACUUGGGGCUUUCCUUUCACCCACAUGCACCCUCUGUAGUUUCUUCUCAGAGAUGUGUGCUGCUGCUGGGGAAGGCGGGCAGGGUGAGUUGGAGCGUGGAGUUGCAUUGUAUCCCAGAAGGCCUCCCUGGCACAAGAGAGAACCUGCUGUGGGAGGCAUCUCUGCUCCCUGAGAUUGUUCAUAAUGCUAAUUUUUUUUUUCUCCCUCUAACUAUAUACCUCAGAGCAAGGAGAAUUUCAGUCUGAGGAAAAGGUUGAAUUG